GAUGAACACACACACACACACACACACACUCUCUCUGCUCACACACACAUCUUCAUCUCCUCAGAGAAAAAUCAGCUAAAAUCAAAGAUGGGGAAAAUUAACGGAUGCCUCAAAUGUCUCUUCAUCUUCUUCAACGUCGUCUUUGCAAUUGUAGGAUGUGUCCUCGUCUACGGGACAGUGAAGGCCACGGCCUACAGUGCCCAGAUGUCGGCGUUCGGAAGUCCUGGCCUUGGUUGGGCGUGGGUGUUUGCCAUCGGAGUUCUUGGAAUCUCCUGCCUUGGAAUCUAUGCAGCCUGCUCCGAGAAACCGCUUGCCCUGAAGAUCUUUGCAGGCUUCAUGGGGGUCGGAAUGCUCAUCACCAUGAUCUUUGGCAUCAUAAUGGUUGUGACAAGAAACAGGAUCAGAGAGCAGUUUAACAGCGCCUCUGCCGAGCUCACUAACGUCUUCAUGGACAACCCCGACCUGAAAAGGACUCUUGACGCACUGCAGGAAUCUGCCCAGUGCUGUGGCGUGGUGAGUGCUUCAGACUGGGGCAGUGACAUCCCUGCGUCCUGUGAGUGCAAGUCUUCAUACGGAAAUGACAGGUUCACGCCAUUUUCAAGUGGGAAAUGUAAAGCCAGACCUCAGGGAACCACAGGCCCCGCCCAGAUUUAUGAAGAGUCCUGCAGCGUUUUCUUCAUGUCAAUCAUCAACUUGCUCUUCAACAUCCUCAUGGGCUUCUUCUUUGCGUGCGCAGUCACCGCACUUCUGGGUCUGCUGAUCUCCCUGCUGAUGAUCCACCAGGUGAGACGCCACGACAACGCCGGCGCGGCGUCCAUCGCCAUGAAGGGCUAUUAAAGGCAAACCACCUUUCGACCCCCUCCCCCCCCCCGACCUUUAACCUCCGCACUGUAAUUAGGGGACUCGGUGGUCAAAUUCAUGUCGUCGUAGUUGUUACUAUCUUAAAUGUAAUAAAUCCUGUCCUGUAUGAAGAACGAUGUAGAGGAGGAUGCCGGAGACGGAGCAGAGCGAAGCGCCGAGAGGAAAAUGAUUGUUUUCUUGUAGAAAUUCUGAAUAGCAAACAUAUAUUUUUUUGUGAAGUAUAUACUUUAUCUUUUUUUGUGUUAUUUGAAUGUAAGACGUAUCAUAGAAAUAUCAAGCUUCACACUUCAUAUAUGACUGAAGCUCUUUUAUCCCGAGGAGGUCACAACUGCCACUUUGUUUUUAUUAGCGCGUUCCCGUCGCCACAAACAUCGCAGGAUAAAUAUCAGAACUGGGAAUGACGUCACCCCCCCAUUGCCAUCUAGUUGUCUAAUUUAGUCACUUUAAUAAACGUGUUCAUUGGUUAUUUGAUAUAUAAAAACAGACAUUUCUGCGUGUAAAAACAACAGCUUUAACUCCGCUGAUUCAGCCACCUUGAAUCGCAAACUCGGGGGGAAUGAGGAGUUCAAACAAUUUGAUGAAUCAGUGAGUCAUCUUGUAACUGUGAAACCAUCCAUGACCUCAGAAUGCAGCAGAAACUGUUAGCUUAACACAAAAAAUGAGGUAGCCCGUACCCAGCUAGAUUUGUGGAGACACCAACAAGCUACGAGCGACUCGUCCUGAAUUAUCCAAAUAAAGGCCCUGGUACACUUACACAUCAGGUGUGGAAUGGGUAACGCAGCCCAGAAUUUUGGAACUGCGUGCAAGGAAACGCGUUGGUUGUGCGUGGACGUCGCUUAACAACUUAUAAGCAAUAGCGAGCUACCGUCCCAAAAUUUAGUAUUAACUUUAAAUUCCAAAGGAGAGUUCCAAUGAGUUGAAACCAUCUGGAAUGCCAACUGUAGGGGGCGCUCCGAGUGACACCACCCAGUAGAAUUCUCGACAAUCUCAACGUUAAUUCAGAACACCACGUUUGUCGACCUCCUCGGGUUAAAAUGAUCACAUGAGAAGAGUCACCUAUAUAUGUAAAUAUAUGUAUACGUCUCUGUAAAACCACUUAAGACAUUUACAGUUCCCAUAAGAUGAAGGCCACCGUUUUCACAGUCAGGAACUUUUCUGUUUGAUUUCUUCUGUAGAGAGCGGGUAACGUUGGAAUUAAUCCCAGCAACAUCUGCGGCACUGACAACAACCAAAGUUAGCAUCUCAUCUGUGUUGAAAGUACAAUUUUCCACAAUUUGUAAUCGUAGUGUAAACGUCUCCAGACUUAUACUGAGGAUGAAGCCAUGUGACCGAAACCAAAAUAAAAACAACAUAAAACAUCGA
Messenger RNA from Solea senegalensis (Senegalese sole), 2223 nucleotides. RefSeq names its product tetraspanin-8-like. Bases 88 to 837 code for a protein of 249 amino acids. The transcript has 9 exons. Gene Ontology annotation, cellular component: membrane. The record is from RefSeq and is a predicted model, not a curated record. Lineage: Eukaryota; Metazoa; Chordata; Actinopteri; Pleuronectiformes; Soleidae.